Saccostrea cuccullata (small rock oyster) is the source of this 913-nucleotide messenger RNA. Its product is annotated as sushi repeat-containing protein SRPX2-like. Lineage: Eukaryota; Metazoa; Mollusca; Bivalvia; Ostreida; Ostreidae. The annotation marks the transcript as partial. The transcript has 6 exons. The record is from RefSeq and is a predicted model, not a curated record.
AUGAUGGCCUGUCAUUUAUCAGAGUCGCUGUUCGAGAACAAUUUGUCCUGCAACAACAUUAGUGAUAUUACGAAACCAAAUGUUGCAAAUCCAAAAGGCACAAUUUUUUUAAUAAAGUGUGUCAAUAAAGAGAUGCAACUGAAUCAAGUUCUUUGUUCAAAUGGUAGUUGGAUGCCACGGUUAAAUGAGAGAGAUUGCAAGAAGCAGGUCACAACAAGUUUAGAUCGUAAAAGGCGAAACAUUUUUCAUGCUAUAUUUCGAUUCUUUGUCUGUUUAUUUGGAGGAUGCCGCCGAGAUAAUACUCCGCCAACACUUGACUGUCCACCACUACUAACAUUGACGGCGGACAAAGGACAAGUUUAUACGAAAGCAACAUGGACAGAACCGACAGCUAGAGAUAAUCGUGGAAACAGUAUCAGGGUAAAUAGAAGAUCAGGACCCGAACCAGGACGUCAUCUUUCCGGAACAUCAGUUGUUGAAUAUUACGCGACAGAUUCGUAUGGAAAUUCGGGUUAUUGUAAAAUUUCAAUUGAUGUGAAAGUUAAAAAAUGUCAAUGGCCUAAGAGCAUUAACAACGGCUACUACAUAUGCCAUCCUAGUAACGAAAUGAUUUAUGGAACGACAUGCCGCUAUGGAUGUUACAGCGGAUAUGAAAUUGCUGGAAGUGUUCACGAACUAGAAUGCAGAAUAGACGAAUCUUGGUCUGAUGACUCUCCUUACUGUAAAAAGGUCACUUGUCCGGCCUUACCGUCAACUGAAGGCAAGUUAUACAGGACUUGUACAGACAGUAACAGGUUUGGGAGUAUUUGUUCCUAUACAUGUUCAGCGGGUUACGAUAUUCCCUCAUAUAUGAACCGGAUUAGAAUCUGUGGGGCAGACAGACAUUGGCGAGGAGAGGAACCUGUGUGCAAAG